AUGAUCUCUUAAAAUUCAUUUAGGACCCAUGGAAAUUACCAGAUGAAAGUAAGUUUGAGCAUCUUGAAAGAAAAGAAAGAAUUUAGAGCAGAUGGUGAACCAGUUUUUGUAACAGUCAAACCAGAAGCAGCAAGAGGAAAAGAUGAAUAUGCAAUUUCAGGAUGGGCAAGAUGGGUAGAUCCAGCAUCAAUUUAAGCAUGGCAUUUACUUUAUAGAGUUUAGAUUUUCAAUAAAGACACUGAAGGAUUGAAGAAUGCUGAUAGACCAGGAGAUAGAACAUUAUCAUGCUGGAAAGGUCUCGGAUUUUUCUAUUUUGCAACUUAUACAGUAGAUUAAGGUCAUGGCGGAGCAUGGAACAUCGAGAGAACAAAUCCAUAUGAUGAAGUUAUGCAUAAGAAUUGGGUUUACUUCUAUUAAGGAUAUUCAAGAUCAAAGUAGAGUGUUCACAUUUACAUUAAAUAUCCAUCAAGAGAUAUUCACUUUGAUGUACCAGCCAAUCACUUUGUCCCAACACAAUUUUAUGUUCAAUUUGGUAAAGAUUAAUGGCAUGGUGGAUGGAAUGGUUUCCUUGAAUCUUGGUAUUUCAAUACUGGUAAUGGAGCAUACAAGACUGCAGAUUAUGGAGUGGAUGAAUCAGAUUAAUUAUCAUAUGGAUUUGGCGGAAGAAUCAUUCCAAAGCCAAAGGAUUGGGAAUAAAAGGACUUAUUCUAAAAUAAUUGGGGACCCUCUGAACAAUCAUUAGGAAAGGAGGUCGAAAUAACAGAUGAUUACAUUAAUGGAUUGACUGAAUAUGGAUAUGGAAUGUGGACAAGAUUUAUUUGGAAUGGAGAAAGAAAACUAGUUGACAAACCAGCAUGGAUGGCAUUAUCUAGAUUGACAUACAGACCAAACUAUUAAGGAGAUGCUGCUUAAAUCGGAGAUAGAUUGUUGGCUAUUUGGGUAGGAUCUGGUUUCUAUCAUUUCACUACCUCUCUCCCAGGAAAUGCUAAUUUGGUAAACAAUGUAAACUACAAUAACUUAUUGGAUGGAUCAUGGAAUUACAUCUACUAUGGAUAUAAGAAAUUAGACAAGGGAGGAAGGAUAGUAGGACAUGUGUUCUUUGGAGGUUCAGCUGUUAGAUCAACUACUUUCCCUGAGGUUGUUAAUCAUACUCCAUUAUCCGACUAUUUGUACUUCUGUGUCGGUAGUUCAGGUGCCAAAUUGAGAACAAACUAUCAUUCAUUCAAUGGACACAUCUCAAAUGUUAUUUUGAGAUUAGGAGAUGGUGCUUUCUACUAAAACCCAGAUGAUCUCAGAAAAUAAAUACCAGAAAUGCCUAAAUUCCCAGAAUUAGCACCAAUCAAAUAAGUCAUCUUUGAAGAAUAAAGAGAUAUGAAGAGAGAAGUGGCUUAAGUAGCUCCUGUUGAAUUCAGUGAUAAGUUUGCUGGAUAGUCUGAGUACUCAGUGUCAAUAUGGUUCAAAUGGUCUACAAUAGCUAGAGCAACUUGGGAAAAUGUGUAUACUCUCUCCUACAACGAAUAAAAUAUCAGAGGAAAUCAUGUUAGACCAGGAGACAGAGUGUUAUCAUUAUUCUAAUAUGCUGAUCACAGACAAUUCUUCAGUACAUACACUACCCCAGAUGUUGAUGAUGCUUUCUAACAAAUCUUCACAGAAUGUCCAACUCCAGCUCUUGAUCAAACUGCUUGGGUUUAUGCUUACUAUGCUUACAGUAAAAAGGCUAGCAGUGUUUACAGUUUCUACAAGACUAGAACUACUGAAUGUGAAAAGAAAUUGGCUGCUUCUCAUAGAGUUCCAAGAUACUUAGGAUUAUAUGUUGGAAAGGAUGGAAUUCACACUCCUUACAAUGGCAAAUACUAAUAAUUGUAUUUGAUGGCUGGAAAUGGUGCCUAUAGAGAAAAGGAUAUUUUGAGUUUCGAUCCAUACAUUGCAGGUGCACUAGGAGUCUAAGCUAAACCAUACAAAUGGGCAGACAAGAAGGAAUAAUUCGACUUGUCAUUUGAUGGAGUCGUGUAAUAAGAAUUAGACCCAGCAGCAAUAGAUGGACAUUCAGCUUAUGCAAUUGGAUUCUGGAGCAGAUACUUAACAGCAAUUCCAAAGAGAGUCUUAGAUAAACCAGCAUGGGUAUCAAUAGCUAGAUUCACAGUCAACAGAGACUAUUAAGAUUAAUCUAAGGUUGGAGACAGAACCCUUGCAUUAUGGUUAGGAAAAGGAUUUUAUGGAUUCAGAACAUACAAUUUGGCUACAAAUACUCCAACUAUUGCUUAAGAUGUCAAAUAUGAUGAUAAAUUAGAAGGAGAAUGGAACUUCAUUUACUUCUGUUUCGCCAGUUCAAAACAACAAGCUAUUGGUUACAUUAAAUUCGGUGGUUCAGGAGAUGUCAAGAGAGUGACCUUCCCAGAAAUCACACAUAAACCAAUUGAAGGAUAUGGUAAAGUCAUUAUCGGAAAGGAAUUCGCUUAUCCAGGUUUCAAUGGUAAGAUUUCAUAAUUGUAACUGCUCUUCGGUGGACAAGGCUAUGUCCCUGAUGUAGAAUCUUUGGAAGAAUUAAUCAAGACCACAUUCCCAUAACCAGACCUCAACAUUCCUGAUACUUAGGUGCUAAAGGUAUAAGAAGAUGAAGUUUAAAAGAGAGUUGGAGAUAAUCCAUAAGUCUCUGAAUGGCCAAGUCAAUAUCAAGAGUCUCUUGAAUACUCUAUCUUCGGAUGGUUCAGAUAUGCCUAACCUAAAUUAUAGAAAGAUAACAAUGUCCUUUUGAGAUUGACAAACAAUGAACCAGCUUACAGAAAAGAAGCAGCUAUAGUAGGAGAUAGAACACUCUUGAUUAUGUACUAACCAAAUGAAGUAGUCUUCUCAACAUACACUCUUGGUACUAUUGAUGAUGGUUAAGUGGCUAAUAUUAGAAAACCCACUCCACUUGGAAACAACUUCGGAGUUUGGACUUACGUUUGGUUCGGAUACAGUUGGCCAAAGAAGGUUGCUUCAGGUAUUGUGAAGUUCCCAUCAGAUAAGGCUGUUGUUCCUUAUGAUAAUGUCUUACACAUGAUACCUAAAUAUUUCGCCUUGUUUGCAGGAUCAGAUGGAUUCUUAGGUGGAUGGGAAGGACCAAUGAGAAAAGUAGGAGCAAUCUUUGGAAAAGGUGCUUACAUUGAUCCCAAUAAAGGAAAUUAUGAAAAUAUGUUACCAAACUUGUUGGGAUUGUAAGCUAAGAAAUCAGAUUGGAAACCUGCCAAAGAGGAAAUCAUUCUUGUUCCAAUCAAAGAUAGACCAGGAUAUGACUUGACAUUCAAAGAGGAAGUAGGUGGUGUCACUGAAUAUGGUUAUGGAUUAUGGACAAGAUGGUUGAUGACUACCCCAGAUAGAGUUAUUGAGAAAUCUCCAUUCCAUCAAUUAAUCAGAUUGACCAACACUGAGAAAUAUGAAGAUAAUGUUGCUCUUGGAAACAGAGUGUUAGCAAUUUGGGCUGGUAAAGGAUACUAUCAUUUCACUACAUAUGACAAGAAGACCAACAAGGCAUCCAUAUCUGCUAAUUCAAAUUACGAUGACUACCUUGAAGGACAUUGGAACUAUAUCUAUUACUCAUUCACUGCAUAAGAUACACCCAGAGCAGUUGGUUUUGUUCACUUUGGAGAUUUACCAGGAUAAACAGUUGCUAGAGUUGAAUUAUUAGAUAUUGCUCAUAAUCCAUUAAAUGGUUAUGCUAGAGUGGUUGUUGCCAAUAAUGAAUUCGGAUAUCCAGCAUUUAAUGGUAUGAUUACUGGAUUAAGAAUCUUCUUCGGAUAAGGAUUUGUUGGUUCCAAGGAGUAAUUCUUGAAAGAUGUCUUAGCAGUCUAACCAAAACCAUAAUUGACAGUUCCUGCUAGAACAGACAUCAAUGUUUUGAAAUAGGAGAAAGUUAUCAAUAAGGGUGAUGCUGGUAUCCCCAUUAAGAAUUAAUAUGAUCAAUAUUAAGGAGUCCUUGAAUAUGCAGUUUCUGGUUGGGUACAAACUAGAAGAGGAUAAGCUGAUGAAUUAUCAAGAAUGAUCUUCAGAUUGACUAUCAAUGAUCCAGCUAUUCAAAAGGAUAAAUCAUUGGCAGGUGAUAGAACACUUGCAUGUUUCUUAUUCAAGGAUGCAUUCACUUUCUCUACUUAUGAUUAUGGAGAUUUGGAUAGCAAUGAGGAUGACUAAAACGAUAUCUAAUGGCCAUCCAAGAUUGAAGCAAAUGGAGGAGAAUGGAUCUUCUUGUACUUCGGUUACAAUUCCAAGAUCAGAAAAGCCUUUGCUUACUCUCUAUUCUUGAACAGAGAAUUAGGAAAUCAAUACAACGAUUUGAAACACUUUGUUCCUAAUAAGUUCUGGUUCUACUUGGGAGGAGAUGGAUUCAAUCAAUAAUUUGAAGGUACAAUGUUCAAUUGGAAUCUCAAUUUCGGUGAUGGUGCCUUCACAAACAAACCUAAAUCAGUCAUUUCCUCAUGGCCCUAUGAACCAUAAUAACAGGCCGCAGAUCAAGUCCUCUCAGUCCUACUUGGUAACCAAGGCUUAAGCUCAAUCAAAUUGAACAGAUAAGCUGGACCAGCUUCAGGAUAAUUUGAUGUUAAAGGAGGACCUGCUUCUGGAUAAUUCACAGUUAGCGGUGGACCAGCUUCAGGAGUUGUAGAUAAAACAGCCGGAGCUAAGUCAGGAAUUGCUGAAUAAUCAUAAGGACCAAAAUCUGGAUAAACAGAUACAGCAGAUGGACCUAAAUCAGGUUAAAGUGAUUAAGCCGCAGGACCUAAAUCAGGAGCUUCAUAAUGAAUGAUUUGAUUAUUCAUAUUAAAAACAUAAUAAAUACAUUUUCUA
This is a messenger RNA of Paramecium tetraurelia, 4818 nucleotides long. RefSeq lists its product as uncharacterized. The record is from RefSeq and is a predicted model, not a curated record. Gene Ontology annotation, cellular component: nucleus. The transcript has 2 exons. NCBI's taxonomy places the organism in Eukaryota, Ciliophora, Oligohymenophorea, Peniculida, Parameciidae.